CACCCUCUCAGAUCCACACAUCGCACUCUCCUUCACACGUGUGAAAAAACAACUUCCUUUUUUUUUUCUCUGAUUUUAAAAACUUUCCCGAGAAAAAGAAAAAUGUCUGGGCGUGGUAAGGGAGGCAAGGGACUUGGAAAGGGAGGAGCCAAGAGGCACAGGAAGGUUCUCCGCGACAACAUCCAGGGAAUCACCAAGCCGGCGAUUCGUCGUUUAGCGAGAAGAGGCGGCGUGAAGCGUAUCAGCGGGUUGAUCUACGAGGAGACUCGCGGCGUUCUCAAGAUCUUUCUCGAGAAUGUGAUUCGCGACGCUGUGACUUACACUGAGCACGCGAGGAGGAAGACUGUGACGGCGAUGGAUGUUGUUUACGCGUUGAAGAGGCAGGGGAGGACUCUGUACGGGUUCGGCGGCUGAGGGGAUUGGAUUAGGGUUUUUGUAAAUCUCGUCUGGGUUGUUUUUAGGGUUUGUUAAGAGCUUUAAGCUGUUGUUAUGGUUUCUUUUCGAAUGUUUCGGUGAUCUGAAGUUAAUGAAAACGCUUUUAACAAA
Brassica napus (rape) is the source of this 546-nucleotide messenger RNA. Its product is annotated as histone H4. Gene Ontology annotation, molecular function: protein heterodimerization activity; DNA binding; structural constituent of chromatin. Gene Ontology annotation, biological process: nucleosome assembly. The coding region runs from base 103 to 414 and encodes 103 amino acids. The transcript has a single exon. The record is from RefSeq and is a predicted model, not a curated record. Gene Ontology annotation, cellular component: nucleosome. NCBI's taxonomy places the organism in Eukaryota, Viridiplantae, Streptophyta, Magnoliopsida, Brassicales, Brassicaceae.